Megachile rotundata (alfalfa leafcutting bee) is the source of this 3030-nucleotide messenger RNA. RefSeq names its product coat protein (coatomer) gamma (gene gammaCOP). Lineage: Eukaryota; Metazoa; Arthropoda; Insecta; Hymenoptera; Megachilidae. Gene Ontology annotation, cellular component: endoplasmic reticulum-Golgi intermediate compartment; COPI vesicle coat; endoplasmic reticulum. Gene Ontology annotation, molecular function: structural molecule activity. The record is from RefSeq and is a predicted model, not a curated record. Gene Ontology annotation, biological process: endoplasmic reticulum to Golgi vesicle-mediated transport; intracellular protein transport; intra-Golgi vesicle-mediated transport.
GGUAGUGGGGAACCUGUUGAAAGUGGCCAAGUUAUGCAAUUUGAGUAUGAUCUAUCGUGGAAUGUGAAACAAAUAAAUAGUUUCAGGUUUUUGCCACUGUACACGGCGGAGUCCGUUGUAAUGGUUCCCAUGCGAAGGAGCUGAGCUGACGUGUCCCCUUUUUUCCAGUUUCCCGGUAGUGGUUUUACAAAAUGAAUGCUUUUAAACGCGAGAAAAAAGAGGAGGAAGAUGGUGGGGGAAACCAAUUCCAAAAUCUGGAGAAGACAACGGUUCUUCAGGAAGCUCGCACCUUCAAUGACACUCCAGUUAAUCCAAGAAAAUGCGCGCACAUUCUUACAAAAAUAUUGUACCUCUUAAACCAAGGAGAACAAUUGGGUACAAUGGAAGCUACCGACGUGUUCUUCGCUAUGACAAAAUUAUUUCAAUCCAGAGAUGUUGUACUGAGACGAUUGGUGUAUUUAGGUAUCAAGGAACUAAGUUCCGUUGCAGAAGAUGUAAUUAUAGUUACAUCUAGUCUGACAAAAGAUAUGACUGGAAAAGAAGAUUUAUAUAGAGCUGCUGCCAUAAGAGCAUUAUGCACUAUUACCGAUGGUGGGAUGUUGGCAGCUAUCGAACGUUACAUGAAACAAGCUAUUGUUGAUCGUUCUCCUGCUGUUUCUAGUGCAGCUUUAGUUUCUUCGUUGCACCUAACCAAUGUAUCUGGAGAUGUUGCACGUAGGUGGGCAAACGAAGCUCAAGAAGCAUUGUUUUCCAGUAAUGUCAUGGUUCGAUAUCAUGCUCUGGGUGUGUUGUAUCAAGCACGCAAAUCAGACAAACAUGCUGUAGUUAAAUUAUUUGGAAAACUUGUUAGAGCAAGUCAUAGAAGUCCUUAUGCCACGUGUAUGUUAAUCAGAAUGGGUCGUAAAUUGUUGCCAGACAUUGUCAGAGGAGAAGAUGAGAUAUUAAGUUUCUUCGCAGCUUGUUUGCGUCAUAAUUCAGAAAUGGUAGUAUACGAAGCAGCAUACACUUUAGUCAGUCUUGGAAGAGAUACUUCAAAAAUACAGGAUGCCAUUAGUGUCCUUCAGCUGUUCUGUGGGUCUCCUAAGCCAGUGUUAAGGUUUGCUGCCGUUAGAACCUUGAACAAAGUUGCCAUGACCCAUCCAGCAGCAGUUACAGCAUGCAAUUUAGAUUUAGAAAACUUAAUUACAGAUUCAAAUAGGUCAAUUGCUACGCUUGCAAUUACCACCCUUUUGAAAACCGGGGCAGAAAGUUCGGUGGAUCGUUUGAUGAAACAGAUCGCUACUUUUGUAUCAGAAAUUUCGGACGAAUUCAAAGUGGUAGUUGUACAAGCUAUAAGGGCUCUGUGUCAGAAGUUCCCUCGGAAACAUGCUGUUCUGAUGAACUUUCUUUCAGCCAUGUUGAGAGACGAAGGAGGGCUCGAAUAUAAAGCAGCGAUCGUGGAUACGAUAAUCGCCGUUAUGGAAGGAAACGCCGAAGCCAAGGAAGCGGGCUUGGCCCAUCUUUGCGAAUUCAUCGAAGACUGCGAACAUAUUUCCCUGGCGGUUCGCAUCCUUCACUUACUUGGCCAGGAGGGGCCAACUUCGAAACAACCAUCUAGAUAUAUUCGGUUCAUUUAUAAUCGGGUUAUCCUGGAAAGUGCCAGCGUACGCGCUGCAGCAGUCACCGCUUUGGCACGUUUCGCUGCAGCCUGCCCGCCAUUACUUCCAAAUGUGUUGGUUCUCUUAUCGCGCUGUCAAUUAGAUUCCGACGAUGAAGUUCGCGAUCGCGCAGCUUACUAUUGCACCAUACUUCAACAACAAAAUGAUCCAACUGUUUUACCUUUGGUACAACCCCCUCUUCUCUCUGUACCUAGCUUAGAGAGAGCAUUGAAAAAUUACAUGCGGACACCAAUGGACGAACCAUUCGAUAUCUCACAGAUACCACCGGCUCAAACGAUAGAGGAACCGACACAAGUGGAAAUACAAGCUACAGUGAAGCAACAACCUCGUUUAACGCGAGAAGAAAGUUUCAUGGAGAAAAUAUCACAGAUACCACAUUUGUCUAUGAUUGUACGCGAUUCAUCGUUCUUCAAAUCUUCGCCAGUCUUCGAAUUGACGGAAUCAGAAACGGAAUAUAACGUUAAAUGCGUGAAACAUACAUUUACGGAUCUUCUCGUGUUGCAAUUCGAUUGCGUAAACACUCUUUCCGACCAGUUACUCGAGGACGUGAGAGUAGCGGUUGAACCACCUAAAGGCUAUAGAAUCAUGUGCGAAGUUCCAUGUCCACGUUUACCAUACAAUGAGCCAGGCACAACUUAUACAGUAUUAAAAUAUCCAGAAGAUGUUCAUGCUAGCGUUGCUACUAUUCCUACCACUUUACGGUUUAUGGCUCGUGACUGCGAUCCUGCAACAGGUUUUCCAGAUGUUGAACUAGGAUAUAACGACGAAUAUAUGUUGGAAGAUUUGGAGGUGACAUUGGCAGAUCAAAUCCAAGGAAUGGGAAGCGGUGGAUUAGAUUUCGGUACUGCGUGGGAAGUAGCGGUUACAAAAGGAUACACCAAAUUGGAAGAAACAUUUGUAUUAGGACCAUCGGUCACUACUUUGGAAGGCGCGAUUCAAAGCUUGACAGGAUUUUUAGGCUUGGAGGCUGUAGAGCGAUCUAAUCGAGUACAAUCGGGGGCUACUUGGCAUCUUUUGUUACUUAGCGGCGUUUUUAGAGGAGGAAAAGAAGUUCUUGCUCGCGCAAGAUUAGCGUUAUCAGAUAGUCAAGUAACGAUGCAACUUUCUGUACUAUGUCAGGACCAAGAAGUUGCCGAACUAAUCGUUUCUUCGGUAGAAUAAAUUAUUUCCAAUAUGUCAACUACACGCGUAUCGUAUGUCAGACGAAUGAUUUCUUGUAUGAAAAUCGAUAAUCUAUCCGAAGAUCUUUUUAUUUUUAGUACUGUAAGCAUAAUGUUACAAAAAAGAUCAUUGGGAAACAGGGCUUUUUCAAAAUCCCUAUUUCUAUGUAAUACUUUGUACAUAUAAUUACAAAAUACUUCUUUAAAUAACA